Messenger RNA from Amborella trichopoda, 926 nucleotides. Lineage: Eukaryota; Viridiplantae; Streptophyta; Magnoliopsida; Amborellales; Amborellaceae. The record is from RefSeq and is a predicted model, not a curated record.
CAGAUCCCAAGAGCCAUGGCUCCGUCAUGCCAUUGCCAAAACCACCAGGGCACGAUGCUCGAAGCCCGACCGCCCCUCAACGACCCAUGCAAGUCUCAUUUCCGACCCACUCUCCAAAUAAGCCUAGAAAGAAGAAACCUAGACGCUGUUGUUGCUCCUGUUGUUUAUGGAUUUGUGUUCUACUCUUGGUUCUCAUCUUGUUCCUCUGCUUGGUAGGGUUUGCGGUCUUCGUGUAUUUUCGACCGACCCCUCCAAAAUUCAAGGUUGAAACCCUAAAAUUCAAACAGUUUAGUGUCGAAUCUAGAUCCCAACAACUAUAUCUAACCUCAAAUGUACAAUUGUUUGUUGAGGCGCUCAAUAAGAAUGAUAGGUUUGGUUUCUCAUAUGACCACUUAUCUGCAUUGGUUUUCGCAAACGACGUGAGUCUGGGAGGCGCUUCCUUUCCCAGAUUUUUGCAACCCCGGAAGAAUACAACUGUGAUGAAUUUCCCUGCAUCUGUGAUGGGGUCCUUGGUUGACAAUGCUGAAGGAAAGGAGAUGGAGAGCAAAUAUAAGGCCAAGCAACUGGAUUUGAAUGUGGAGUUGAGGGGUAAUUUGAGGAUUAUUUUUAGGAGGUGGAGCUCAGGAAAGCUGGAAUUUCAGUUGUGGUGCGAGGGGGUGAACCAACACAAGAUAUCCAUGGGGAUGGAGCCUCAAUGCAAGGUCAAAUUAUUUGGCUGGCCCUUCUUUAUCAGUGCAUAACACAUUGAAGACCACAUAUCUUUCAAGAUUGCGAGGCCUAUGAAUAGUCAUGGAGGCAAAUAUUGUAUAUUAUUCACAUCUUUUAUUCACCUUUAGUACUGUUAAUUUUAUUUUAAGUUCUAUUGUUUAGAGCAAAUGUAUUCACUUGCAUCAAGUUUUGUCUGUGUUGAUAUAUUGUUUUUCUUC